Messenger RNA from Sitodiplosis mosellana (orange wheat blossom midge), 7749 nucleotides. Its product is annotated as sortilin-related receptor-like. Gene Ontology annotation, biological process: post-Golgi vesicle-mediated transport. The record is from RefSeq and is a predicted model, not a curated record. The transcript has 19 exons. Gene Ontology annotation, molecular function: protein binding. Lineage: Eukaryota; Metazoa; Arthropoda; Insecta; Diptera; Cecidomyiidae. The coding region runs from base 696 to 7268 and encodes 2190 amino acids. Gene Ontology annotation, cellular component: membrane; Golgi apparatus.
AUUCGAGCAGAGUGUGGAAGAUUGACGCUGGCAACACUGUUCGCCGAUGCCGCUGCGAUGAAACGCAUGCGUACACAAACACUUUUAAUAAAUAAACACAUUUCGCCGAGAUAUUAGAACUAAUUUUCAUUUCUGUUCGUCAUUCUCAGAGUGUCAAUGAUCGGGCAAACACAGAGAGUUUAGCGUUUCUUUUGCUCAAAACGUAAUUAAAAGAAGAAAAGAGAAAUUUAUAUUCGUUGCAUAUAAAGCAUACAUCACACGAAAUUCUACCAAACAUUUUUAUGUGAACAAGAAAAUUUGGACUUGUACAUUGUGUUGAGAAGAGAAUCAAGUGUGCGAGAUUUUUUCCCCGCAUCUACAUCGUUCUUCUUUCUUUGUCAGAAUUGUUUUUUUUUUGUUGUUAGUUUGUAGAUGUUCACAUUGCAUGCUAGUUCGAAUGUGCAUUGUACCGUAAGCAAACGAAAACAUUAAAUGGCCCGUGUAUAAAACAUCUUUCGAUGGAUUGGUUGGCCAAUCGUCGCCAACGCGGUACAUUGUGUUUUUGACUUCGAUAUCAAAUGUGAAUCGCACUAAAUUCGAGUGUGUGUUUUUUUUCUCAUUCGGGAGAGAAUAAGUGAGUGCGAACGGCGAGAAAAGGGCCCGGCAGAGGGAAGAACUUUGCAAAAGCGAAAAAUAUUGCGUGAAAUAAAAAUAAAAUGGCACGAUUCAUUCAGUUUCUGUUAUUCAUUGAAUUCAUUUUAAUCAUACCGAGCCUACAAAGUGCUCGGCAUGGUUUCGAUGCAGAAUUGUUGCAUGCAGACAAUGAAAAGUUGUCAGCAAUGGUGAUUGAACCCGAAAUGCUCGAGUCAUUCGUUCGACGCAGUAGACGAGAUGUGAAGUUGAGCCCAAGUGACGCGAGCAAUUCACAAACGGCCAAAGAUACAUCGUCGGCCACAUCAUCGACGAAAAAGUUGCCAAAUACAUCACAAUCGACCGUAAAUGUAAGAAACAAUGUAACCAUCACCACGACCAAUAAAAUUACCACAGCAUUGAAUCAACUGAAUGACUCACAUGCUCAAUUGAUGGUACACUGGCUGGGUGAAGGUACCAAUGUGAUGCUUUGCUUGGCCCGUGAGCCACCACCAGGACCAAUGGAAGACAUAAAAUCCAACACGAUCCCAUCAUCCGUUUACAUUUCCUACAACAAUGGUAAUACAUUCGAGGAUAAAACGUAUCUGUUCCAAAUCAACGACACCAACAACAAACUCAUCAAUUCAACAGUGGAUCAGUUUACAACGCAUCCCAUGUAUAAUACGAUUGUUUUCACCGAUCCAAAGCACAAGGCGAUAUUCACAAAUGCCGACUUUGGACGAACGAUUAAAAAACAUAUGGUGAAUUUUACCCCAUCCGAAGUGUCAUUCUACGAACAUGAUUCACGUACAUUCCUGGUGUUGGACAAAACCGAUCGAACGUUGUACUAUACCGUUGAUUUUGGUGAGACAUUCACAAUGCUGCAGUCAUUCGUGAAAUCGUUUUCAUGGUCAUCGUCCGGUGACGCAAACAUGCCCGUUCACUUAUAUGUAGAGCGCAAAGAUCCAUCCAAUUCAUCAUCGAUCAUUUUCAUGAAUGCUGCACUAUUGCUGAUAGACGAACCGAAAAAAUUCAAUUUGCUCAUUGAAAAUGUACAAGAUUUUCACAUAAAAAAGGAUUUUAUGUUUGCCACACGCAAAGUACCAAACAAUACACAAUUGUUCAUUUCCUAUCGACGCGGAACGUUUGUCAAAGCCGACUUCCAAACUGAGCUCGAAAUUAAGGGCUUUCAUAUUGCCGAUGUAGAAGGAAGACGUGUCAUGAUCUCAGCAGUUCACACCGACAUCACAGCUCAUCUAUAUGUGUCCGAAUCCGAUGACAAAAUGAAGAAAAUCCGAUUUGUACCAAGUGUGGAGCAGAUUUUCUCAUAUAUUCCUGAAUUGACAUGGAAAAACAGUUGGUUGUCACAAACAUCUGACGAAGCAUUCACCGAUUUAUACAAAGUUGAAGGAAUUCGUGGCAUAUACAUCGCAUCGAAAAUCAUUAAUCCUCCAGUUUUAAAGCCAUCGGCCAUGGUUGGCCCUGAAAACUUGGGAUCUGUGAUUACAUUCGAUCAUGGUAUGAGCUGGCGACCAAUUCAAGCACCAACUGUGGACAACGAAGGUCAACCGAUCAACUGCACGAAAUGCAGUCUCCACUUGUCACAAAAGUUCAGUCAGCUUUACCCAGUGACGCGUUCCGUAACGAUUAUGAGCUCAAAAACAGCGCCAGGUGUAAUUAUGGCAACAGGUGUCAUCGGAAAGAAUCUCAAAGGCCAUCCGUGUGUGUUUAUCUCGCGUGAUGCUGGCCAAACAUGGACACAAAUCUUGCGAAAUUAUUACUUCUUCAACUAUGGCGAUCAUGGUGGCAUUCUGGUUGCCGUGAAGUAUUUCAAAUCGAAAGGCGAAACAAAUGAAAUCUUGUACUCGACGGAUGAAGGUGAAACAUGGAUUCCACAUGAAUUCCACGGGAAAAAUUUGAAAGUGUAUGGCCUAAUGACCGAACCGAAUGCCAACUCCACCGAGUUUACAUUGUUUGGUUCGGAGCCGGAUGAACACAAAUGGAUCAUUUUGAAGAUAGAUUUGCGAAAUGCAUUCACAUCGAAUUGCACACAGGACGAUUACAAAUUCUGGUCACCAGGUUCGUUUGAUGGUGAAUCCCUUGUUCCGUGCAUCUUGGGAAAACAAGAAACCUACCAUCGUCGUGCAGCUCAUGCGAAAUGCUACAACGGCCAUGAUUACAGUCGACCAAAUCGAACGGAAAUUUGCAAGUGCAGCUCAUGGGAUUUCGAAUGUGAUUAUGGAUUCUCCCGAUUAAACGCCAACUCACCGUGCAUACGCAAUCGUACCGUUGUUUCCGAAGAUAUUUACAAACUUCCAGGCACAUGCAAACCAGGCGAAUUUUAUAUGCGAACAAAGGGCUAUCGGAAAAUCGAAGGUGAUGUUUGUGUUGAUGGAUUCAUUGAUCAGUAUCUGCCACAGAGAAUUCCGUGUCCAAUUGCACCCGAGGACGAUUUUCUCGUCGUGGCUCAACGUGACAAAAUCGCACGGAUUUCAUUAUUAAGUGGUAAAAAAGAGGUGCUACCAGUUGUUGGCUUAAAGAAUGUCAUUGCCAUUGAGUUUGAUUUGAAGAAUAACUGCGUGUUCUGGGCCGAUAUUCAAACCGAUGAAAUCGGCAGACAAUGCUUAAAUGGAAAUCGAUCGGUUGAAAUUUUAGCGGAAUCUGGUUUGUCAUCAGUGGAGGGCAUGUCUUACGAUUGGAUCUCUGAAUUGUUGUUCUUCGUCGAUGGAACACGCUUCAAGAUUGAAGCUUUGAGCACAUCACUGUCGAAGCCUCGCAUUCGUAAGACGAUUAUCGAUAAAUUACCGAAGCCAAGAGGUAUUGUUGUGCAUCCAAUGGCUGGUUUCUUGUUCUGGACCGAUUGGAGCUUCAACAAUCCAUCGAUUAGCCGAGCCAAUUUGGAUGGAAGCAACUUCAAAACACUCUUCACCAAACGCGAUGUGGUCUGGCCAAAUGGAAUCACCAUUGAUUUUUCAGCCGAGCGAGUUUAUUGGGUUGACGCUAGCCUCGAUUACAUUGGCAGCUGUGAUUUGAACGGAUUGUUAUUCACUAAAGUAGUGAAAGAUGACUCACGCGCUUCGCAUCCAUUUGCCGUGGCUGUGUACAAGCAUUUGAUGUACUGGGACGAUUGGAAGAUUAACGCUAUCUUUUCAGCGGACAAAGAUCUUGGCAUUCAAAUUCGUGCAAUUGCCGAAAAUAUGACCAGCUUAAUGGACAUCAAGGUUUUCGGUCAUGCUGUUCAAACCGGUACAAAUGCUUGUGGCAAACCGAAUAAGUGCUCACACAUGUGCGUUGGAGCUCCGAUGAAUAAUUUCGCAUGCUUGUGCCCAGAUGGUAUGACCAUGUCAUCGACUGGCGAAUGCUUGUGUCCCGGAUUUUUACAACCACAAGGCAACAAAACUUGUCCACAACUGUCAAACACCUGCGCACCAGGAUUCUUUACAUGCUCCAACAAAUUAUGCAUUCCAAAUAUUUAUCGAUGUGAUGGAGAUGAUGACUGUGGCGACAAUUCUGACGAAUUAACCUGUCCAUCAUCCAAAAACCCCUGCUUGCCGCACAUGUUCCAAUGUAAAUCUGAUAGCAAAUGCAUUCCAGAAUACUUUCAAUGUGAUCAUGACAAUGAUUGUCAGGAUGGAAGUGAUGAAGCUGCAUGCUCGUUCAUUGCAUGCAAACCAGAAGAAUUCAAGUGUAGUAAUGGCCGUUGUAUCAACAGCAUUUGGCAUUGCGAUGGAGAAGACGAUUGUCAAGAUGGAUCAGAUGAGAGAAAUUGUACAAGAACCACAUCGAUCACAUGCAAACCUGAUGAAUUUACAUGUAAAACAUCCCAUCAAUGCAUCCCAUCAUCGUGGCUCUGCGACAAUGAACACGAUUGUACCGAUGGAAGUGACGAAGAAAAUUGUGAAAAUAAGGAGUGUGAACCAUGGAUGUUUUCAUGUGGUGAUGGCCGAUGCAUUUAUUCAACAUGGAAAUGUGACGGAGAUCGUGAUUGCAUGAAUGGAAACGACGAAGCCAAUUGCACUGUACCAACAUCAACCGAAUCGAAUCACAAAACCGAUAACAUAAUGCCAACGUGCCAUGAUUGGAUGUUCCAGUGCAACAACGACCGCUGUGUGCCGCACUGGUGGAAGUGUGAUGGUGUAAACGAUUGUGGUGAUAGUUCUGAUGAGCUUGGCUGUACAACAAACACGACCACACCACCAAGCGUAGGUUCAAUUGAUGAGCCCGUCGACACAGAUAUUUGUCUGAAAAAUCAAUUUGCCUGCGACAACGGGCGCUGCAUUUCAAAAUCGUACGUUUGCGAUGGAUUCAACGAUUGCACUAAUGGCGAGGAUGAAGUUAAUUGCCCGAAAUCGGUUUGUGGCAAAGAUAAGUUCAGAUGCCGCAGUGAUGGUGUUUGUUUGGACCGAACUAAAUACUGUGAUGGCAGGAUUCAUUGUAUUGACGGAAGUGACGAGGAAAGUUGCAAACAACCACCAAAGAUAAACGAAAAGAAUGAAACAAUUACAUGUCGUCCGGGUUACUUCAUGUGUGACAACAUUUGUCUGCCACAAUCCAAAUUAUGUGAUGGAAAGGUCGAUUGUUUUGCCUAUGAUGAUGAAGCCAAUUGCAAUGGAACAUCAAACCGUUUCUACCAAGUGAGCUUUCUAUUCCCAUACAAACGAACCAUGACCGCAACCAGCUUCUUGAUCUUCUGGUACAUGCCAACCAAUGGCGGUGAAAGUCAAAACUUUGAAUAUCUUCCAUCAAUCUCUUUGGCCAACGAGGAUAAUUGGUCGAAUCAUAGUGCAUGGAUUGAAAACACACAACAUCGCUUUGAGAAUUUGACACCAUACACCAUGUAUAAUGUAACGGUUUAUGUACGACUCAAGAAUAGCAAUCGUAUUGAUGCACCGUAUCUGUAUAUCAAUGUCACAACGCAAGAGGGCACACCAACUCAACCACUGAAUGUGAAUGUAACCCAAUUGAAUUCGUCACGUGUGCAAAUCUCAUGGGAGCCACCAAAAGAUGCAUAUGGAGUCCUGAAGGAAUACACCGUUUACUAUCGAGCAGCAACAAUCAAUGUAAACUCGGCACACUCGGUGAAGGUGAGUCCGAAUGAACAUUCGAUUGUUCUGGAAUCAAACUUUGAACCAAACACUACGUACGAGUAUUGGGUGCGUGCACGAAACUCCAAGAAUGAGUCGCCAAGUUCGAAAUUGGUACGACUAACUUUUGACACCGCUUCUGAUAUGGAUCGUUUGACUGGUUUGCAUGUAACACACAUUGGUCCAGAUUACAUUCAAGUUGAAUGGAAUGAAGUUAAAGGCGUUGAUGGCUAUUCGAUACAAACCAUAUUACCGCAAACCUAUCCAAAGCUCAAGCCAAACCAAACCCAAGAAACAAAGUUCCGAGUAGCGAAUUUGGUGCAAGGAGCGAACAUAAACAUCAAAGUGUCCGGUUUUAAGAAAAACUUCUUCGGUCGACCAGCAUCGAUUUCAAGUGUUUUGCCUGGCAGCCCAUUGCCCCAAAUUUCAUCGGUAAACGUGACAGAUGUCAACGGGGUUCCAGAAUGUUUAUGGAGCGAACCAACGGGAGUGCCAUUCAAAAAUAUCACAUAUGGCAUUUAUUAUGGUGUCACAGUCGAUGAACUGUACGAAGAAGCAAAGCAAACGACUCAAGCAUUAAAAGCAACGCUCAAAAAUCUGAUGCCAUGCGAGUCUUAUCUGGUGAGUGUGGGAAUUGUUGCACCAGUCGGACCCGGGCCAUUAUCCUCACCAAAGACAUACCAAACGAAAUAUAAUGAACUGAAACCACCACGUAAUGUUAAAGCCACAAUGAUUACGGACAAACAUGAGAUUGAACUCACAUGGGAGCACAAUUGUCCGAUACUUGACAAAUAUCCACCAUCGUAUCAAAUCAGUUUAACGGAGCUCACUACCAAUGAGACGAACGUUGUUGAAGUGAUACGCAGGGGAACCAAACCCGUAUCGCAUAAAUUCAAAGAUAUUCCUGAUGGUGCUGUGUAUAACAUAAGUAUUUCCACAAAUGCAACCAACGCUGAACCAGUUACACUUAAGAUACAUGCGCCAUCAUUACCUCCAGUGCGUCAACUCAAAGUCUAUCCGGAAAAGAAUGGCACAUACGUGGUGUACUGGCACGAGAUCCAAGACAAUAAUGACAAAUAUGAUUACGAAUUGGUUGUCGUUCCUGGUUUAAUCUUAAAUGAUUCGGUGACUCCAAUUAUAAAGAAAAGAGUAAAGAAGCCACCGGCGUUAAUCAAUAUUCAGGAUCUUGGUGGCAAUACGGCAGCUGGCAAGAUAUUUACCAUGGGCAUUCGUUUGAGAACCCAAAAAGGAUUCUAUUCGUCAGUGCACGAAAUUGAACACAUUGAGGUGCAACCGGAGGCAUGGAUAUCGUUAAUGUUGCCAGAAAAGUCAUCCACCUGGAUGGUUAUCAUACCAAUGAUGCUUGUUAGUGCAAUGGGUGGUGUCAUCUUCUACAUGGUGCGCCGCCAUCGAAGAAUGUCGAAUAACUUCUCACGCUUUGCCAACUCACAUUACGACACCAAAACCGGAACGACGAGAAUCGGAGACGAUGACGAUAUUCACCACGAUAAUAUCAAUGAUAAUAUCAACGAUAUGCCUCGCUUUGAUGACGACGAACCACUCGUACUAACGUAAUUUUUAAGCUAAAGACUUUGUUUUUUUUCCCUGUUUUUCAUUGCCAAAAAAAAAGUAAUACGCAUGAGAAAGUGAGAAACAUUUUAAUGAAAGACGAUGAUGGCGUUGUGUUUCCAAAUGUGAAAUUGUAGAUAAUUUUUUUAUUUAUACAUUUAUAUUAAGUAGCAAAUAACGGAAUCAUAUGUGAGAUUGUCUGCGGGUUCAUUUAAGAUGAACUUAUUUUUCGUUUGAAUUGCCGUGCAGAAAUAAAAUGAGACAAUUGCAAUUUGCGGACACAAUAAAGGCUGAACGUGGUUUGAACCAUGGAUAAAACUUUAAAGAAAAGAAGAAAAAAAACAUUGCAUAUGCAUAUGAAUAACGAGUGAUCGCACACACAUUUAUGUAAAGACAAACAGCUGAACGAUAAAAAAAAGUAUUGCAUUCAUUUUUACAACUUCAAAACCAACAAGAUUAAUAAUAAAUAUUUUGACUGAAACAAAAA